AUGGCGCCUACGGGAUUCCGCAAGAAAGUAGAGCCUAGCCCACCAGGCACGGCCCCGUCCACUCCAACCCCGAGUCAUGGGGAUCUAUCUCCCUCAAGCGGCAGACAACGUUCAACUUCGUCGCAAAGGGGGGGAUCUGGAGUGAAUCGGUAUCCCGGGACCUGGCCGGCCGGCUCCAGAGCUUCUAAAGCAGCGCCCGUUACCGAGGUUGCCCGCGAAAGCAUAUCAGCCAAGAAUGUAGCUAACAUCUCUUCCUCUUCUUCCCAUCUCCAUCUCGAUGACCAUCCGAAACAUAACCGAAAUCCCUCCCUCCAACUGACACGGCGACAAGCUGCGUCGAGCAGGUCUCUUCCCGCCAACGCGACGACAACUCGGGUCAACAUUGCGUCCGACGGCUCUUCAUCUACUCCAGCUGCGAAUACACAAUCAGAGUCGGCUACACAAUCUACAGAUAAGGAACAACCAAGCGAUAAGGGCGAAAAGGUCGUGGACACUGCAAAGGAGCAGCCGGAUAGUGUAACCGAAGCGACAGCUCCGAACAUAAGUGACGAAAGUGCGGAACCGAACAGCAAUACAGCACCUGCAACACAAACUGGUGGAUGGUUCUCGUGGCUCUACAGAUCAUCACCAACUGUGACAGAUACGACAGGCGGUUCCCAGGCGACAGAACCUUUGAUAGAAAACCCGCCACCGGAGCCGUCAACUAAAGACCAGACGUCGAAAAAGGAUACCAUUGAAACAAACAACGGAGUCCCUGAAGAGCAAACCACAAUAAAAACAGAUACCCCUGAAACUACACAAGUGACAGCGGCACCUCAAAGGCUUUCGUGGUUCCAGAUGUGGUACGGCUCACCCUCUUCGUCAAAAGCACCGGAGGAGCUCAAGAAGGAAGAAGAACCUGCAAAGGAUCUACCACCAAGUAUAGCUGAAGAACCAGCCGAGGCUGCACAAAACGAUACGCCAGUGCCUGAUGAACGACCUGAAGAACGAAGUGAUUCUCCCAAACCAGCUGCUCAAAAUUAUGGAUCAUCUGGCUGGUCGUUCUGGUUCCGGGACACUUCAAAGGAUUCUGCGCAACCAAAGACCCAAGAUAUCGAAACCGUUGAAGCCUCAAUAAAACAAGAUACAUCUUCGCAGCAGUCACCAGAGCCAGAACAAGAAGUGGAGAUCAAGAAAAAGGGGAUUACCAAGGUCAAGCCACCUAAAAGCAACGUUGGGUCGCCUGUUCUUCCCGAUAAAGUCGCAGCUCAGGUGGAGAUCGCAGCCGAUGCCGUACCCCCGAAGGCUCCUCAAACGGCUGCCUCGAGAAAUUUGCAAAAGAAUCUACCUAACCAUGUUCUGCCACGCUUUCAAGACACGUUUUCUAUACAAGAGUCACCGUCUUUACUACAGACACUUGGAAGUUUCUUACAUUAUAGCAAAAAACAGCAAAAUAAGCAUGCGUACAGAAUUCGAGAUCCGCCUCGCAUCCGAAAAGCCUUGGCUAUUGGGGUACACGGAUACUUUCCUGCUCCACUGAUACGAAGCGUUCUUGGUCAACCAACAGGCACUUCUGUACGAUUCUCGACGAUGGCGGCUAACGCCAUCAGAAACUGGACCGAGAGCCGCGGAUACUCCUGCGAUAUUGACAAGAUUUCACUUGAAGGCGAAGGCCGCAUUUCCGAACGCGUGGAUCUACUGUGGAAACUGCUAUUGAACUGGAUGGAAGAAAUCAGAAACGCAGAUUAUAUUAUGAUUGCAUGCCACAGCCAGGGUGUUCCAGUGUCUAUCAUGUUGGUUGCAAAAUUAAUAGCAUUUGGCUGCGUAAAUGCGUCGCGCGUUGGGAUAUGCGCCAUGGCCGGUGUUAACCUGGGACCGUUUCCUGACUAUAGAUCUAGAUGGAUUAGUGGAUCUGCUGGGGAGCUCUUUGAGUUUGCGUUGCCCCAUAGUCAGGUGUCUCAGGACUAUGAGGCUGCAUUAAAAUGUGCACUUGACUUCGGGGUUCGAAUUUCCUACAUUGGAAGCAUUGAUGACCAACUGGUGUCUCUAGAGUCGUCGCUCUUCUCGCCGGUAAAUCAUCCUUAUAUCUAUCGGGCUGUUUUUGUUGAUGGCCGGGUCCAUGCUCCUAGCUUCCUUUCCCAUUUAGUUGGAUUUUCCCUCAAGUUACGAAACCUUGGGAUAGCAGACCAUGGCCUCAUUCGGGAAUUGAGCGCACCGCUCGCGGGUAGUCUCUAUACUGGAGAGGGACAUUCUCGUCUUUACGAUGACGAAGCUGUUUAUUCUCUCGCCAUCGCAUUUGCUUUAGAGACGUCAGAUGUUAGCGGCGCAGCCCUACAAAUCAAGCGACCCCAAGGUUCACCAGUAGCAAACCCGUAUAUCCUCCCGUUCGCGAUGCGCGGUCUUCUGGAAGAAGAACACGUCAAGCGCGAGUUGUACGAGGAAACAGUGGAACUCCUGAAGCAAUUCGACGACUGGAAGCCAUCGAGCAAGGUGUUGAAGGACGUCAAGUUCCGCUUAGAAGGGAUCCGGUCGAAACUUUAA
Messenger RNA from Aspergillus ruber CBS 135680, 2520 nucleotides. RefSeq lists its product as uncharacterized. The transcript is spliced from 5 exons. NCBI's taxonomy places the organism in Eukaryota, Fungi, Ascomycota, Eurotiomycetes, Eurotiales, Aspergillaceae. The record is from RefSeq and is a predicted model, not a curated record. The coding region runs from base 1 to 2520 and encodes 839 amino acids.